Daphnia magna is the source of this 1861-nucleotide messenger RNA. RefSeq lists its product as uncharacterized. The transcript has 6 exons. Lineage: Eukaryota; Metazoa; Arthropoda; Branchiopoda; Diplostraca; Daphniidae. The coding region runs from base 1 to 1662 and encodes 553 amino acids. The record is from RefSeq and is a predicted model, not a curated record.
AUGCCAGACUUAUGUUAUAUUUGCUAUUGUUGUUAUUUCUUAGGAGAUCAUGAUGUGAAAAAUGUUUAUCAACUUAAAAUCGAUGCAGCCAACAUGGAUGUAGUCAACUCGUACUUGGAUGAAGGGAAUACCAUUCCUGCUGUCUUUAGUAUUCAAGGAGACGAGGAUCAAACAUCAAUAGGUCAUAUGGAAAGAAGUGACGAAGACUCUAGCACUGAGAAGAGCACUGAUAUUGAUACUGCUAUGUCAUCAGAAUGUAGUGCAGCAAGUUCAUCAGGCAGUACUGAUUUUGUUAAUAGCACAUCUGAUUCCGACUCCCAUGCCCAGAAAAUCAAGUCACCAGAAAAAUGUAAAGUGGCUAAGAUAGGUCAAAAACGGACUUAUGCUUUCAGCAGUACUCAAAUAGCUACUGUAACGGAUCCUUUGGGAAAUGAUGAAAACCCUUGUCUGCCAAAGAAGAAAAACACAGCAGCACUUCAUAUUCAGCCAUCAGCAGGUGCUCACGUUGUUGCUGUUGCUAUUGCAAGGGGGACUAGUAUUCAGCCUGAUGUGGAAAAUCAUCAACGUCAACUUCAUCCCAAUAAUCCUCUCGAGCCGGUUGUUGUUGAUAAUCGUUUCGUCCCGGUCACUCUUCCCAACGAAGGGACAGAACCUUGGGAAAUAAAUGAAAGGCUGGUGAAAGCUAUCAAAGAAGGUCAACUCACUCUUUAUUUCAACCAAUUUAUUUUGGUCUGCGCCAAGCAUCUAAUGCAAACUCAUCGAGCUCAUCGAUUAAAAAAUCACUACAGAAACUACGCCGACAUGAUUGUCAAUAAAUAUCCUUGUCUGAAAGACGUGGGAAGGAACUGCUCAUAUGAAACAGUCAAGGAUAAAAUAAUUAAAGCUAUUCAGAACCAAACGGGAUCAUCAAAAUCUAUGGAUGCAAGGAAACUUAAACGAGCUUCCGUUAAAUCUGCUGCUGAUGAUUCACUUGUUGCCAUCGGUGAUGGGGCGUCGAAUAUAUCAGACACUUCGAAUACGACCGGAGAUAGUGAUGGAGACAAAGAAAUUGAACUUAUCUCAAAGUUUAAUUCGAGACGUUCUUUUGUCCAUUCAAACAAGAAGAAAACUACAAGAGAUAUUCUUGAAACUAUUCCGCAUUACAAGGAGUUUGCCAACGUUAAAGAGGAUUUCAUGAAAAUGCCAGCUGUUUCCGUGAUAGGCCAAGGUCUUUUCAGGAGCAAUAUUGACGAUCUAACGGACAAUUUGAGGCGCUAUUUCAUUUGGAGCAAAGGGCCAAAUUUUGAUGAAGGAGUAAGAGGCACACUCCAGAUCUUAUUGCUUGUAAACCAAUUGUGUUCCGGUGUGAAUUUCAGCUCUGUUAUUUUUUUUUAUUCUAAAACUACCCUUCAUUCUAUGCUAAUUGUCUGUGGGGAUGUGAUGAAUUUUAAAAAUAUUGCAGUGAAAAGUAUGGGAGAGGCUAUGUUCAACUUGCUAAGCUUGUAUUAUGUGUUUGACCGCAACUACCCGGCCGUGUAUGGUGUACUACUUCUGCUAGAGCGCUACUGUCUGUGCAACAAAGGAUCUGGUGUUAGAGGAAGAAAAGGCGACCAGUCCAGCUGGAGAAAGUUUACUAACAACUUUGAAAGUUUUCUGGUUUCCAUUCCAAAGCAGACUGUGUGAUUAUUGCUAAUUGCCUCUGUGUUUAUUUUAUAUACUGCGUGACGUGAUUUAAAAUAAACAAUGAAAGAAGUCAAUGAUUUGUUUUCAAUUAAAGUAUGUGAAACAUGAAAUAAGUAUGUUCUGUUCCAUAUAAAAAUAAGUAUCAUCAUAUCUUUAAGUACUAUUUUGGAAGAAGCAUUUUCAGUCAUUUAAGUAUGCU